UUUCUUUCCCAAGCCACGCAGGCAAAGCACGCCACCCUUCUCGUUUUCUACAAAACAACCGGAAUCUCCAAAGUCGCUCUCUCCAAAAACCCUAAUUUUAUUUUUCUGCUCGAGUAUUCGACUUAGUCAUGGAGAUCUGAUCCAUUGCUGUUCUCAAAAGCUCAUCCAGAGAUUAAUGCACCAUAUCAUCACGGUCCAGAGAACAGGUGCAUAUUGAGAUAUUGAUAAGAUUUCGCUGCUGAGAUUCAGAUUUAUUUGAUUGAUAUUUUGUCUUUUCGACACUGAUCUGUUGAGGCUGUUCAAAUGGGUGAUAACAAUUCAUCACCGGGAUCCCCUAAUGAAAACCCCGAUAAUGAGACGGAGACUAACCAGUUUCCCAAGGAUGAUAGCGAGCUUGAAAGCAUAGUUCGAAAGUUCCAGGACUCGAUCUCCGUGGGUAAGAAGCACAAGUUCUGGGAAACCCAGCCAGUGGGGCAAUUCAAGGAUAUUGGGGAGACAAACUUGCCUGAGGGUCCAAUUGAGGCGCCUACUCCAUUGUCUGAAGUGAAACAGGAACCCUACAAUCUUCCUAGUGCUUAUGAAUGGACCACUUGUGACAUGAACAGUGAAGAUACUUGCAAUGAGGUUUACAUUCUGUUGAAGAACAACUAUGUUGAGGAUGAUGAGAACAUGUUUAGAUUUAAUUACUCCAAGGAGUUUCUUAGGUGGGCUUUGCACCCUCCUGGUUAUUACACAAGUUGGCACAUUGGAGUUCGUGCCAAAGCUUCCAAGAAGCUUGUUGCUUUCAUCUCUGGUGUCCCUGCAAGAAUCAGGGUACGCGAUGAAGUUGUGAAAAUGGCUGAGAUCAAUUUCUUGUGUGUUCAUAAGAAGCUUCGAUCUAAGAGACUUGCCCCUGUUUUAAUUAAGGAAGUUACUAGGAGGGUCCACUUAGAAAAUAUUUGGCAGGCUGCUUAUACUGCUGGGGUGGUUCUUCCAACACCAAUAACUACUUGUCAGUAUUGGCAUAGGUCUUUGAACCCCAAGAAGCUCAUUGAUGUUGGUUUUUCAAGGCUUGGUGCAAGGAUGACAAUGAGUCGCACCAUAAAACUUUACAAGUUACCAGAUGCACCAGCUACACCUGGAUUUAGAAAGAUGGAGCUUCAUGAUGUUCCUGCAGUUACUCGGCUGCUUAGAAACUACUUGAGCCAGUUUAUUGUUGCUCCUGAUUUUGAUGAGAAUGAUGUUGAGCACUGGCUUCUUCCAACCGAAGACGUGGUGGAUAGUUUUUUGGUUGAGAGCCCUGAGACCCAUGAGAUUACUGACUUCUGCAGUUUUUACACUCUUCCUUCUUCGAUCCUCGGCAACCAGAAUUACUCGACUUUGAAAGCUGCAUAUUCAUAUUACAAUGUUGCCUCAAAGACCCCUUUGCUUCAGUUAAUGAAUGAUGCACUUAUUGUUGCAAAACAAAAGGAUUUUGAUGUUUUCAAUGCACUGGAUGUCAUGCAGAAUGAAUCUUUUCUGAAGGAGCUGAAAUUUGGACCAGGGGAUGGGCAACUCCACUAUUAUGUUUACAAUUAUCGCAUUAGGCAGACCUUGAAAUCAUCAGAACUUGGACUUGUACUUUUAUAAUUUGAUAGAUGGUUAAGUGCUGGUUUAUUUUGCUGAUCAGCUAUGGUGUGGAAUGCAGUUUUUUUACUCCCUUGGCAUCAGCAGUGUUUGGUGAGAUCAUCAAGUGCAGCUCGGGGUACAGAUUUCGUAGUUUUCUUUCCUCCAGCCAAGAUGAUUUAAGCAAUUACUUAACGUUUGUUGCCGUUGCAAACUCUUCCCGGGUCACAAAUAACAUUGAGAACUCUAUAUCUUCCUGUUUUUGGUUUUCCUUUAAAUCUCAAGCCUCUUAUUACUUGUUUUUCCCAUAUAUUUUCAGGUCAAAGAUGCUGUUGCAGCAUGAACACUGGCUUUGCAAAGCCCUGUUCACUUUAUUAUGAUUUAUGAUGCUUGAAUAUUGUUGCCUUUGCAGUUUAUUGUUGUACUCUUUAUUA
Molecule: messenger RNA, 2018 nt
Organism: Tripterygium wilfordii
Lineage: Eukaryota; Viridiplantae; Streptophyta; Magnoliopsida; Celastrales; Celastraceae
Product: glycylpeptide N-tetradecanoyltransferase 1
Exons: 2
Coding region: 304-1608 (434 amino acids)
Biological process (GO): N-terminal peptidyl-glycine N-myristoylation
Cellular component (GO): cytoplasm
Molecular function (GO): glycylpeptide N-tetradecanoyltransferase activity
Source: RefSeq, a predicted model, not a curated record